AGCACCGGUCCAAACUUUACGCGGCGCCAUCGGCUGAAAACUAAACCGAGAUGGAAUCUCCCAGUCUGAACCGGUUUCAACCGGUUGCGAGUUAGUUGCUUGAGAGAGGAGAGGAGGCGCAGGCACACAACCUCCACACCGCCCCGCUGGAAAUCUAUCAGAGUCACCAAUUAAUAAGUGGAGCAAGGUUUCGUAAAAUGUAUCGGAGCGACAGAUCGCUGGGUUUGCCGUGGUAGUAAGAAUUGGAGUCCACAUCAGUGGUGGUUAGCAGCCAGACAUCCCUCACUGCUGGAGCUGGAGAGUCAACGCUGCAGAAUUAGGAAGUCUUUCUCCAAUCAACUGUGAUCCUCAACUACUCUCUUUAUCUUUUAGUGUCUUUGGCCAACGCCACUCUUUUCAGUCAGAGCCUCGGACUUUCGAGCUCUAUGCCAGCAGUUAUGACAAUGUUAGCAGACCAUGCAGCACAGCAGCUGCUGGACUUCAACCAGAAACUGGAUAUCAACCUGCUGGAUAAUGUGGUGAACUGUCUAUACCAUGGGGUGGGACCACAGCAAAGAAUGGCACAGGAAGUGUUGACGCACUUAAAAGAGCACCCGGAUGCCUGGACGAGAGUGGACACCAUCCUCGAGUUCUCCCAGAACAUGAACACUAAGUACUAUGCUCUUCAGAUUUUGGAAACGGUUAUCAAAACAAGAUGGAAGAUUCUUCCCCGGAAUCAGUGUGAAGGUAUAAAAAAGUAUGUUGUUGGUCUCAUAAUCAAGACGUCAUCAGAUGCAUCAAAUGUGGAGAAAGAAAAGGUGUACAUUGGGAAGCUGAACAUGAUCCUUGUUCAGAUCCUGAAGCAGGAGUGGCCCAAACACUGGCCUACCUUCAUCAGUGACAUCGUGGGGGCCAGUCGUACAAGUGAGAGCCUUUGUCAGAACAACAUGGUGAUUCUGAAGCUGCUCAGCGAGGAGGUCUUUGACUUCUCCAGUGGUCAGAUGACCCAGGUCAAGGCCAAGCACCUAAAAGACAGCAUGUGCAAUGAAUUCUCCCAGAUCUUCCAGCUUUGCCAGUUUGUUAUGGAAAAUUCCCAGAAUGCCCCCCUGGUCCACGCCACUCUGGAAACCCUCCUACGUUUUCUCAACUGGAUUCCUCUGGGCUACAUAUUCGAAACCAAACUCAUCAGCACAUUGGUGUAUAAGUUCUUGAACGUGCCCAUGUUCCGAAAUGUGACACUGAAGUGCCUGACAGAGAUCGCCGGUGUCAGUGUCAGUCAGUAUGAAGAGCAGUUCGUCACACUCUUCACACUGACCAUGUGUCAACUCAAACAGAUGCUGCCUCUAAACACCAACAUUCGACUGGCCUACGCCAACGGGAAAGAUGACGAGCAGAACUUCAUCCAGAACCUCAGUCUGUUCCUAUGCACAUUCCUCAAGGAGCACGGGCAACUCAUUGAGAAACGGCUCAACCUCAGAGAAACAUUAAUGGAAGCCCUCCACUACAUGCUGCUGGUGUCAGAGGUGGAAGAGACUGAGAUCUUUAAGAUUUGUCUGGAGUAUUGGAACCACUUGGCUGCGGAGCUCUACAGAGAAAGUCCCUUCUCUACAUCCACGUCCCCUCUGCUCUCUGGCAACCAGCACUUUGACGUGCCACCACGCAGACAGCUCUAUCUGCCUGUCCUAUCCAAGGUGCGUCUGCUGAUGGUGAGUCGGAUGGCCAAGCCCGAGGAGGUACUGGUGGUGGAGAAUGACCAGGGGGAGGUGGUCAGAGAGUUCAUGAAGGACACAGACUCCAUCAACCUCUACAAGAACAUGAGAGAAACACUGGUGUACCUCACUCACUUGGACUACGCAGACACAGAACGCAUCAUGACGGAGAAGCUUCAUAAUCAGGUGAACGGCACUGAAUGGUCCUGGAAGAACCUCAACACAUUGUGUUGGGCCAUCGGAUCAAUCAGCGGGGCAAUGCACGAAGAGGACGAGAAGAGGUUCCUGGUCACAGUUAUCAAGGAUCUGCUGGGUCUGUGUGAGCAGAAGAGAGGAAAGGACAACAAGGCAAUCAUAGCCUCCAACAUCAUGUAUAUCGUUGGCCAGUAUCCACGCUUUCUCAGAGCCCAUUGGAAGUUCCUCAAAACCGUGGUUAACAAGCUGUUUGAGUUCAUGCACGAGACACAUGAUGGAGUUCAGGAUAUGGCCUGUGACACAUUCAUCAAGAUUGCCCAGAAGUGCCGGCGCCACUUUAUCCAGGUGCAGGUGGGAGAGGUGAUGCCCUUCAUCGAUGAGAUCCUCAACAACAUCAACACCAUAAUCUGCGACCUCCAACCACAACAGGUGCACACGUUUUAUGAGGCAGUAGGUUAUAUGAUCGGAGCCCAAACAGACCAGGCUGUUCAGGAGCACCUCAUAGAGAAAUACAUGCUGCUGCCUAAUCAAGUGUGGGACAGCAUUAUCCAACAAGCCACUAAGAACGUGGACAUCCUGAAGGACCCAGAGACUGUGAAACAGCUGGGCAGCAUCCUGAAGACCAACGUCAGAGCGUGUAAGGCUGUGGGACACCCCUUCGUCAUCCAGCUGGGACGGAUUUACCUCGACAUGCUCAACGUCUACAAGUGCCUCAGUGAGAACAUAUCUGCUGCCAUUCAGACCAAUGGUAAGGGAGGUGAGAUGGUGACAAAACAGCCCUUGAUCCGGAGUAUGAGGACAGUGAAACGAGAGACAUUGAAACUGAUCUCAGGCUGGGUCAGCCGAUCAAACGACCCGCAGAUGGUCGGGGAGAACUUUGUUCCACCACUGUUGGACGCUGUCCUCAUCGACUACCAGCGCAAUGUCCCCGCCGCCCGAGAACCUGAGGUCCUCAGCACCAUGGCAACCAUUGUGAACAAGCUGGGUGGACACAUCACCGGCGAGAUCCCCCAGAUCUUUGAUGCUGUCUUUGAGUGCACCCUAAACAUGAUCAACAAGAACUUUGAGGAGUAUCCAGAGCACAGGACCCACUUCUUCUACCUGCUCCAAGCUGUCAACUCUCACUGCUUCCCUGCAUUCCUCGCCAUCCCCCCGGCCCAGUUCAAACUGGUGCUGGACUCCAUCAUCUGGGCCUUCAAACACACCAUGAGGAACGUGGCGGACACCGGUCUGCAGAUACUCUACACGUUGCUGCAGAACGUCGCCCAGGAGGAAGCAGCCGCUCAGAGUUUCUACCAGACGUACUUCUGUGACAUCCUGCAACACAUCUUCUCUGUGGUCACGGACACGUCGCACACUGCCGGCCUGACCAUGCACGCGUCCAUCCUGGCCUACAUGUUCAACCUGGUGGAGGAGGGGAAGAUCACGACGGUGCUGAACCCUGCCAGCCCCACCAACAACCAGGUUUUCAUCCAGGAGUAUGUGGCCAACCUUCUCAAGACCGCUUUCCCUCAUCUACAAGAUGCUCAGGUGAAGGUGUUUGUGACCGGGCUGUUCAGCUUAAACCAGGACAUUCCUGCCUUCAAGGAGCACCUUAGGGACUUCUUAGUCCAGAUAAAGGAGUUUGCGGGCGAGGACACCUCAGACCUGUUCCUCGAGGAGAGGGAGGCGUCGCUGCGUCAGGCUCAGGAGGAGAAACACAAGAUCCAGAUGUCGGUGCCGGGCAUCCUCAACCCUCACGAGAUCCCAGAGGAGAUGUGUGACUGAGCAGCAGCUCAACAAAACUGUACAGUACUCCAGACAACCAACAAACAAACAUAAACAAACAAAUAAACCCUGACCACAGCAAACACAACAAAACCCAAGAGAGGCACUUGAGUGCGGUGGGAGGCUGCUUCCCCUCUGCAGAGCGGGGCCGUCCCACUGGAUGUUUGUUGACCAAAACGAUGCCAAUAACAUGUAAAUGAAACCGCGUCACCCUGUGGCCCUUUUUACAUAAUCUGCAUUUUCUAUGGGAACCUUUUGUGUGAGCUCUUUCCAGAAGCAUCAAUUUGAGCUUAUGUUUUGUUGCUCUCUGUUCCAUCUGACCUGCAUGAUGAGGUUGUAACGAUUAGGACACGUUUACAAUCUGUUUUUUGUUUUUGUUUUUUUCUCGUUCUGUUCCCUCCACGUUCUUUUUCCCAGUUCUUCCUCCCCCCUCAUAUAUUUGUUUAUAUAUAAAUAUAUUAUAUAUACAGUCUGAGCAGGGUUUUUGUAAGGACACCUUAUGUGUCACGUCGGCAUAGAGGCUUCUAGACCUGUGGCGAGACGGACAGGAAGUGGCUCUUUUAGAGGCGCACACACCGCUUAUUUGGUGCCCCACGGCAUUGUGGGAGAAUGUGAAUCUAACGGAUUAUGAAUGAAGGCUGAGAGAUGCUGCUUCGUAUUUCAGCAUCUGUUGCUCCUGAGUUCUGCUUCACCUAAAAAAAAGUGUUUGGCUGCUGCCGGCAGGAUUUUUUGUUGUUGUUGUUUUUAGGGAAAGCAAAACCGAAUAUGUGCAUAUCAUCCCAAUUGUAUAGCAUCUUUACUACCAUGGGAAAUUUUUUUCCUUUUAUUCUAUUGUUUCUUUUUUGUUGUGGGUGUGUGCGUGUGUGCUGUCGCCUAGUCGACAUCAGCGUUUUGUUUUCCUCUAAGAGGAUUGUUGCUCAUUUGUGAGCCUUCAUUAAUGGGAUGUUUUACGGAAGUGGCAGAGGUAUUUAUGGGUUCUUGGUUGGUUGCAUCUUUAUAACAACUCCUGUUUAACUCAGAUGGCUUUCAAGAUUUUGAAUUGUACUAAUUUAGAUUGUUUACCAUGCAGUAGUGCUUCAAGACACUACCUUUAGAGCAAAAUGAAAAAUAAACCUGGGUUUACAUUUAAUUUUGUAUUUUUGCAUUUUUUUUUCAUUUGUACCUGUUUGAGUUCUGUCCAAAUAAACAAAAGGCUUUUUGUCCACAGAGCAAAUGAAUUGCCAACGAGUUUAAUUAGGAAAAGAAUGUAUAAAUCCAAAUAAGUACCCGAUCUCUAAUGGCAAAUUUCCCUUCUCGAGGUGUUAUAUUUGUUGUGAGCUUUUUGAACUGAUUAAAGUUGAGAAUUUUAUAA
Molecule: messenger RNA, 5001 nt
Organism: Paralichthys olivaceus (Japanese flounder)
Lineage: Eukaryota; Metazoa; Chordata; Actinopteri; Pleuronectiformes; Paralichthyidae
Gene: xpo1b
Product: exportin 1 (CRM1 homolog, yeast) b
Biological process (GO): ribosomal large subunit export from nucleus; protein export from nucleus; ribosomal small subunit export from nucleus
Cellular component (GO): nucleus; cytoplasm
Molecular function (GO): nuclear export signal receptor activity; small GTPase binding
Source: RefSeq, a predicted model, not a curated record